Metarhizium album ARSEF 1941 is the source of this 546-nucleotide messenger RNA. Its product is annotated as Cell wall galactomannoprotein. Bases 1 to 546 code for a protein of 181 amino acids. NCBI's taxonomy places the organism in Eukaryota, Fungi, Ascomycota, Sordariomycetes, Hypocreales, Clavicipitaceae. The record is from RefSeq and is a predicted model, not a curated record. The transcript has a single exon. Gene Ontology annotation, cellular component: extracellular region.
AUGAAGCUGGCCGCCGCCGUCGCCAUCCUGGCCGCCAUGACGGCCGCCCACGCCAUGGUCGUCCAGAGAGACGACCCCGUCAGACAAGCCAUCGAAGGGGUGACCGUCUCCGUGAGGAACCUAGACGCCGUGACCAAGGCCUUCGACGGCAACAACAUCCAGCCCGUCGUGCAGGCGGCCGACGCCGUCGCCGCCGCCUGCCGGCAAGGCCAGUCGGAGGUCAAGGGCGCUCCGGACAUUGACGUCCUCGCCGCCUCCCGUCUGCUCGGCUCCGUGCAGGACCUGGAAAGGGCGGCCAAGGUCCUCUUCGACGACGUCAAGGCCCGCGUCAGCGCCGUCGAGAAGGCCAAGGCGUGCGACGUCGCCCGCGCCAAGAUGGGCGUCCUCAGCGCCGACGGCGGCAAGCUGGUCGACGUCAUCAUCGGCAAGAUGACGUCUGCGCUGGCCAAGGCCGUGGCCGCCCCCUACGCCGACGAAAUCAAGAGACUGCUCGCCAGGGCCAGGGACCUCUUCGCCGUGGGCCACUGCGUCAACAACGCCUGGUAG